Messenger RNA from Oncorhynchus tshawytscha (Chinook salmon), 2940 nucleotides. It is a transcript of the gene slc22a16, whose product is annotated as solute carrier family 22 member 16. The record is from RefSeq and is a predicted model, not a curated record. Gene Ontology annotation, biological process: transmembrane transport. The transcript is spliced from 8 exons. Lineage: Eukaryota; Metazoa; Chordata; Actinopteri; Salmoniformes; Salmonidae. Bases 53 to 1762 code for a protein of 569 amino acids. Gene Ontology annotation, cellular component: membrane.
GAAAGCCAACAUUUACAAAUUGUCAGUGGCGAGCCAGACCUGUCAACGAGUUAUGAGCGUGGAGCGUAUUUUCGAUGAGUUUGGACACUUCAAAAGGUUCCAGGCAUGUCUGUACUUUGCUGCUGUCUUCCAGGCCAUAGCCUGUGGAAUCCACUACCUGGCCUCCGUGUUCCUCGUGGAGAGGCCAAACUUUGUCUGUGCUCCGCCAGGUAACAUCACUGACGUCCUGUAUGGGAACCACACUGGUGCUUCCCUGGAGGAGGUGCUACCAUUCUUCAAACCGGCGAACGGGCCCAUGGUGGUCCGAACGACUGUGGGCCAACAGUGGGAGCUUAGCACCUGCCAGCGCACUCAGCGGAUGAACCCCACAGACUUUACCUACGAGCAGGUCGUCAACAGGACGACGGAAAAGUGUGACUGGAACUACCAUUACGUGUACGACCACAGUGAGGUGUAUCAGAGCAUUGUGACGGACUGGGACCUGGUGUGUGACAGGGAAUGGCUGGCCAAGCUGUGUCAGCCCACGUUUAUGAUGGGGGUGCUGGUUGGAGCACUGGUGUUCGGGGACAUCGCUGAUAGGGUUGGCAGACGGAGGAUCCUUAUGAUCACCAGCCUCUGCCAGUUUGUGUUUGGUGUAAGCGUGGCAUUCAUGAGAAACUACUACCUAUUUAUGGUCAUCCGCUUCCUGCUCGCCAUGGUGUCCAGCGGUUACCUUGUGGUGGUGUUUGUGUACGUGACCGAGUUCACCGGCAACAAGGUACGCACGUGGACCUCCAUGCACGUGCACGCCGCCUUUGCCGCAGGCGUCAUGAUGGUGGCGAUCACGGGCUACCUAGUGCGUACCUGGUGGAUCUACCAGAUCAUCCUCUCCACCUGCACCUCGCCCUUUCUCUUCUUCUGCUGGAAGUUUCCAGAGACACCCUUCUACCUGAUGGCUAAGGGGAGGCUCCAGGAGACCCAGGUCCUGUUGGAUUCCAUAGCCCGCUUCAACGGCCUGGAGCCUGGCCGCCUGAGGGCCGAGGACCUCCUGGAACCCAAGGAGGCUCUGCUGGAGCAGGAGGUGGUACCGGGAAGAGCCCAGCCAGCGGAGCCCGAGAGAAAGCUGAGCAUCCUGGACCUGUUUGGGACAUGGAGGAUGACCUGGAGGACAGUGACAGUGUGGGCAGUGUGGUUCAUUGGCAGCCUGGGCUACUACGUCUUCUCCCUGGGCUCCGUCAACCUGGGUGGCAACCAGUACAUCAACCUCUUCCUGGCUGGUGCAGUGGAGUUCCCUUCCUACCUGAUUGGCUGUUAUGCGAUGGACCGGGUGGGCAGGAAGAGGACAUGUGCCCCAGCUCUGCUGCUGGCUGGAACGGCCUGCAUGCUCAUCAUUGUGGUGCCAAAUGACAUUGAGGUGUUAGUCAUCAUCCUCAGUAUGACAGGGAAGUUUGCCAUUGCCAUAGCCUUUGGUCUCAUCUACCUCUACACCUGUGAGCUCUACCCAACUAUCAUCAGGUCCCUGGCGGUGGGCAGUGGCAGUAUGAUGUGUCGUGUGGGCAGCAUCGUGGCUCCUUUCUGUGUCUACCUAGCUGACAUCUGGCAAUACCUACCACAGCUGAUUGUGGGGAUCCUGGCGUUUAUAAUAGGUGUUCUGACCCUGUUGUUACCAGAGACCCUGGGUGAGCCCUUGACCAGCACCAUGGAGGAGGCUGAGGCUCUAGGCAGGAAGAGUAGCCCUGAUCAGGGAAAGAAAGACCCUGAGGAGGGGGUGGAGAUGAACUAGAUCCAGAGCAACUAGUUGGACGGCAAGCCCUGAGGGAUACACCUCAACACCAACCAGAGAGAAGGAGGUGGCCAUGGAUAGAGAGGGGGUAGGAAGUGGAGGAGAGUGAGAAGGAGAGAGACUACUGGAAGCGAUGCCAAGAAACCAACAAAACAAACAACCGCAAAAACAAACAACAUCGAAUUUGGAGCCUUAAUAGAACUUUUUGUAAUAAAGUGUUUUUUUUCUUCAUUUGUUCGGCAAAGUGGCCAAUUUCAGAGCUGGUAUGCUCUGGUUGAGCCAACCAACCGCAGCCAACCUCUGAGUUCCUUGGCUGCAGCUGUUCAGACAGAAACAGAGGGAAGCGAAGUGAAGGCCCUUUAUUCACCACAUCUCAGCCUCCUGAUGAGAGCCACAUGAAACUGAGCCUCAUGUUUCGACAUUCACGUCACGUGUGCCUUCCAAUCACAGCCACUAAUGAAUGUGUGUGCGGGAGAUUGAGAGUGAGAAAGAAAGAGUGUGCAGGUUCUAUGAAAGAAGUGUGUGUGCAUGCAUGUGUGCGUGCAUGCCCGUGUGUGUGCGUGUGAAAUUUGACGUUUCACUGACUGAGACUGUGAUUUAGUUACCUCUAUUCAGCCCGAUGAUCAUCUAGUGCAGCUGAUUUUGGCUAUGUGUUACUAACAAUGCUAUUGUUAUGUCAUUUAAAGUGUACUUUGUUUAUCUGAAGUCCACAUUAAACUCAUGUCUCACACACACACACACACACACACACACACACACACACACACACACACACACACACACACACACACACACACACACACACACACACACACACACACACACACACACACACAGAAAAAUGCAUAGUGUUUGUGUUUUCUAUAAGUACUUUAUACUGAAUCUAUCUCAGGGCAUCCACCAUAAGAUCUCACUGUGAUAAUAUACAGUGUAUUUGGAAACUAGACUCCUUCUCCUUUUCCACAUUUUGUGACGUUACAGCCUUAUUCUAAAAUGGAUUAAAUAAAAAUCCUUAUCAAUCUACACACAAUACUCCAUAAUGACAAAGCAAAACAGGUUUUCAGAUUUGUUUUUGCAAAAAAAAGGAACCUUAUAGGAAAAGGAACCUUAAGUAUUCAGACCCUUCAUUAUGAGACUCGAAAUUGAGCUCAGGUGCAUCCUGUUUCCAUUGAUCAUUC